Penicillium chermesinum is the source of this 918-nucleotide messenger RNA. Its product is annotated as isocitrate lyase/PEP mutase family protein. The coding region runs from base 1 to 918 and encodes 305 amino acids. Gene Ontology annotation, molecular function: catalytic activity. The record is from RefSeq and is a predicted model, not a curated record. Lineage: Eukaryota; Fungi; Ascomycota; Eurotiomycetes; Eurotiales; Aspergillaceae. The transcript is spliced from 2 exons.
AUGUCUCUGAACCAAGGAGCAACGAAGCUCCGACGCGCCCUGGAAGACCCCAACGGCUUUGUAGUAGCCCCGGGAGUAUACGAUGGCUUAUCCGCUCGACUUGCUCUCGCCGCAGGCUUCGACGCGCUGUACAUGACCGGCGCCGGUACUGCAGCAUCUGUCCAUGGACAAGCAGAUCUAGGCAUUUGCACGUUAAAUGACAUGCGCAACAACGCGGAGAUGCUAGCAAAUCUUUCACCCUCAACACCACUCAUCGCGGAUGCCGACACUGGCUACGGAGGCCCUAUCAUGGUCGCUCGUACCACCGAGCAAUAUGCCCGCUCAGGUGUAGCGGGCUUCCAUAUCGAGGAUCAAGUCCAAACAAAACGAUGCGGGCACCUGUCGGGCAAGUUGCUCGUUGACACGACCACUUAUACAACCCGUAUCCGUGCGGCCGUGCAGGCCCGUCAAAGACUGGGCAGCGACAUCGUGAUCAUUGCGCGCACUGAUGCCUUGCAGGGGCAAGGGUACGAGGAAAGUCUGGCUCGGCUCCGCGCAGCACGGGAUGCUGGCGCUGAUGUGGGGUUCCUGGAGGGAAUCUCGUCUCGUGAAGAAGCGAAACAAGCUGUGCAGGAUCUUGCGCCGUGGCCUUUAUUGUUGAAUAUGGUGGAGCAUGGAUCCACGCCUUCCAUCACGGCUGCCGAAGCGCGAGAGAUGGGGUUCCGUAUCAUUAUCUAUCCUUUUGCCACGAUCGGGCCUGCCCUGGUGGCUAUGCGCGAGGGAUUGGAGAAGCUGAAGCGAGAUGGUAUUCCGGGCUUGGAUAAGGAGAUAACCCCUCAGAUGCUGUUCAGGGUCUGUGGGCUCGAUGAAAGUGUCAAACUCGAUGCGGAUGCUGGUGGCGUUGCAUUCGAUGGUGGUGUUGAUUUGAGGAAAACUUGA